Messenger RNA from Suillus subalutaceus, 1359 nucleotides. RefSeq lists its product as uncharacterized. Lineage: Eukaryota; Fungi; Basidiomycota; Agaricomycetes; Boletales; Suillaceae. The record is from RefSeq and is a predicted model, not a curated record. The transcript is spliced from 3 exons. The coding region runs from base 153 to 1103 and encodes 316 amino acids.
GGAUCGAAUGCGGACGUGAUACACAAAGAUCUGGCUUGCCCGAUGAAUUGGUCCCUUUUUAUAUGUUCUCCUGCCUUCCCUCUCUUUAGGUCCUUUCCUCCCCGCCUUCAUCUCCUACUGCUUUUUUCAUCCCAAGUCACUUUUAAAUUUAAAUGUCCUCAAAGCGUGGUCGCAAGCGCAAUGAUAACCUCCCUCCUAAUAGAGCUAGGGACUCUGCUCAUCUACAAGCUCUCGAGUUGCGAGUAUCGGAGCUGGAGGAAGAGAAUAAUUGCUUAAGAGCUGCACUCAAUCUACCCGCAGCUAACCGCCCGUCUCUCGGUAAAGGUCCGACAGGCAAGGAUAAAUCAAAGUCUCUUGAGACAACACCUGUUGCUGCCCAGUCCAACUCUUCAAAAAGCCGAGAGUCGUCGCCCGUCGCAGAAUCACCUUCUCCGGGUCGUUCAGAAUCCGCUUCUCCCUCGGUCGUCAGCGGUAACUUGCGUACUCCUCCUGUAAUGGACGGUCAUUGGGAAGAAAGUUUUAUGAUGAGUGAUCAGCAGUCACAGGGCUCUCAUGUAUCAUCUUCGUCGUCUGCUUCCUAUAGUCUUCGCCCAGUUCCCCCGCCUAUGUCUCAGAAAAGCUCCCAUCAAUUCACUUUUUCAAAUCCCAUGCCGCCUCCGCGCUCUAUGAUUUCAAGUAGUGUCUCUGCACACUCCAUUCAGCCAAACUAUGCACAUACCGCUGAUAGGCCCAUUGCCACUGGAUAUAAUGAUAUGAACUAUCUCCUAUGUGACGUCAGAGAAAGCGCACAUUAUCCCUACUCAUAUCAACCAUCCCAGUUCAGUCCAGAUCAUGCCAUGUCCCCACCGUCUCAGCAUCCUAUUCAUCCAUCCCAAAACCAUCACCCGCAGCGCACGUCCUUGCCGCAUACGUCAAUAACGUACCCACAACGGCGUUCUGUCAAUGAACCUUCUGGGUUCAGACCGUUAGGCACCGAUUUACACCUGCCGAGUCCCCCACCGCAUCCACAGGCAGUGCGCCUAGCAUCGCCUCCAGCCCCGUCUGCGCAGGAUCCACGAUCCCAUUAUACCUCUCACGGCAAGCAUCCUAACGCUCUUCGGUGACCUUUCAGUCGUUAUCGUUGUCGUCGUCCUGUACUUCUUAAUUUCCGUUUUCGUCGUAACUAUUCUCAUCCUUUGUACUAUCAGUCCCUUCCUCACACGACCUCGGGAUUCUCAUUGCUCAUUGCUAAAUGAUUUUAACAACGUCUGUAUCGCUAUCGCUCGCGAGCUUUCUUCUGGCCACCUAGUCAAUUCUACAAUAGAUGUAUACACAGCUAUCUGGUAAAAUAUUCUUUCCGUGUAAUAGCUUUAAUUCUCC